Nycticebus coucang (slow loris) is the source of this 609-nucleotide messenger RNA. It is a transcript of the gene SPATA19, whose product is annotated as spermatogenesis associated 19. NCBI's taxonomy places the organism in Eukaryota, Metazoa, Chordata, Mammalia, Primates, Lorisidae. The coding region runs from base 1 to 609 and encodes 202 amino acids. The record is from RefSeq and is a predicted model, not a curated record. The transcript has 6 exons.
AUGAUAAUUACAGCGUGGAUUGUGUACAUUCUUGCCCGGAAAGGUGUGGGGCUCCCCUUCCCACCAAUAACCAGUUCGGACAUUGAUGUUGUGGAGAGUGAGGCGGUAGCUGUAGUACAGCAUUGGUUGAAAAAAACAGAAGAAGAGGCCUCCCGGGGCAUAAAGGAGAAGAUGUCCACCAACUAUUCCACUCAGGGCAUAAAGGAGAAGACAUCCAUGAGCUUCCCUCCCACUCAUGGCCAAGACAUACACGUAACCAGAGAUAUGAUGAAGCACCAGCUCUCAAAGGCUGAUUUGUCAGCAAAUCAGAGUCAAGAUGUGCUGGAGGAGAGAACAAGAAUCCAGUUCAUAAGAUGGAGCCACACGCGUAUCUUCCAAGUGCCAAGUGAGGUGACGGAAAACAUGAUGCGAGACCGGAUAGAGCAGGUGAGACGCAGACAGAAAGCUGUGCGUUUGUGGAACAGCAGGGUUGAGGGGCAUCACCGGCUCCGCCCUUUGGCCAACCACAGCUCCAUGAUGUGUCCCCUGGGCACUUCUCCACCUCUUAGGUUGAAGUCCUUCAGGGCCAAGGAGCAGCCUGUGUCAGCAGAAUGUCCAUCUCCUGCUUGA